GGAAAGACUCUUGUGGACUCAUUUGUGAACCCCAUUAAAUUUUUUAGUUCGCCAUUUUCACAAUUUUUAGCGUGUCCACAGACACGUGCACGUGUACAAUACAUCCAUUGCCACAUUAUUCACAGAGUUUUAGAUAAUGAGUGCUAAGGAGAGCCAUAAAUAUCGGUAUCGACUCGUUGAAUUCGUGGGAGAAUUCACCGACGAUGGGAAAAAAAUAAUUGAAAUCGUUGCUGAUGGAUGGGUACGAAAAAAAUUUGAUGAAAACAUGAAAGAUUUCUGCUACUAUCCUCCUAAAAAAGAUUGGCCACAACUCGAACAAUGGCUGCAAGAAGAGCGUCCCGUCCAAAAUUCAUGGGGCAGUUAUGAGAUCGAGAUCCUUGGUAGAGCAGCCACGUUCGAGAAAGCUAAAAAGAAGCUUGAAAAGCUUUAUAAAACUCGCUCAGAUCUUGAAACAGAUUCUGAGGUGGACAGUGCCUCUGGAUUUGGUAUCACACGAAAGCGAGCUGCGAGUAUAUUAAAGACUUCUUAUUCUCUCGAGACCAUUGAAGAAGAGUCAAUUGUAUCUCCGAAGCGAUCCCGAGAAGAUGCUGAUUCUCUAAGUACUGGAACUGAGGCUUUAAUCCCUAGUGCUUUACAAAGUGAAAGGUCAAUGAAUCCAGUGCAAGCCACGCACAGUGCCUCAAAUAAGAUGCACCGAAGAAGCAUUUACGAAGAUCGCCUGCAAGAAUUGAGAAAACAAAACCAAGAUGAUCCUACAAAAAUGUUUAUUGCUGAUUAUCUGGAUGCAUCUCUAGCCCUUCUGUUACAUAACCAUAAAGGAGAAUUGCGCAAUUUGAGGAGAUGUCAUCAAUUGGACAUGGGUAAUCACACAAAUGACUUGAAGCAAUCCAUAAAAGCUCCUAUGAUGCCUAUUGGGGAGAAAUUUGUUUUGGUUGAUCACAAAUUGGGGAUGAAAAUUCCACUGGAUACACUGGGAGAUUUUGAGAAAUGGGAGAAAUCGCUGGAUUUAGACCAUGCUGAGAAUGUGGAGGAAGUCACUGAACGUCGAGCUGCUUUAAUGGAGUUCAUGACUGCUGAGACGUCGAGUUCGAAUGAUUUUGUGAAAGAUGCCAAAACAAUUCUCCCUCUCUUCAUUAAUAAGCCGGUACAACUUCUUUACAGUGGCAUUGGGCGUGCAACACGCGGAGUUGCAAAGAAGAACUUCAGCAAAACAAUGAGUUAUGCAUGCAUGAGAGACUUUCUCAAAGCCAAAUACAAGAAGUCAGAAAAGGAGAUGAUGCUCAUAACAACGACCAGUAACUGGUUAGCAGCCGCACUAGAUCGAGAUGGAGGAGCUGCCGAGAGGAAAAGAGCCCAAAAGUCUACAUAACAUCGGUUCAAUGGAACAUUUCCAGUAUUCUAUGUUUUUCUCACUUAUAACUGAUUCCAAAAAUUUUUGUAUUUUUCCAAGAAGAGACAAAUAAUU
Messenger RNA from Diachasmimorpha longicaudata, 1465 nucleotides. RefSeq lists its product as uncharacterized. NCBI's taxonomy places the organism in Eukaryota, Metazoa, Arthropoda, Insecta, Hymenoptera, Braconidae. The transcript has 7 exons. The coding region runs from base 137 to 1369 and encodes 410 amino acids. The record is from RefSeq and is a predicted model, not a curated record.